Messenger RNA from Trichomonas vaginalis G3, 351 nucleotides. Its product is annotated as transposase-related family. Lineage: Eukaryota; Parabasalia; Trichomonadida; Trichomonadidae. The transcript has a single exon. Bases 1 to 351 code for a protein of 116 amino acids. The record is from RefSeq and is a predicted model, not a curated record.
AUGAACGAAAACUCGAGACCUCGUAUUCCAAAUGAAUGGGUAAGAUAUAUGUAUGAAAAACUUGAAAGUGGUGAGUUAACUUACGCAACAGUUUUGAAAAAAGUUCCAUAUUCUUAUCAAAAUGUUACAAUUUUCAAACAAAUUUCAAGAAAUACUCUCAAAAAAGCAUUCAAAGAAAUCGGUGGUACACCAAAAAUUAAAAGUGCUCCUCCACAAGAGGAAUUAACUCCAGAAUUAAUUUUGAAGGUUCAGAAUUCUUAUGAAAAUUACAAAUGUGGGGUUCAAAAAAUUGUAUUGGACUCUCAAUAUGAAUCCAAAACAAUUUUAAAUCAGUUACAAUGCAGUUAUUAA